Messenger RNA from Penaeus vannamei (Pacific white shrimp), 1833 nucleotides. NCBI's taxonomy places the organism in Eukaryota, Metazoa, Arthropoda, Malacostraca, Decapoda, Penaeidae. The record is from RefSeq and is a predicted model, not a curated record.
UCUCUCUCUCUCUCUCUCUCUCUCUCUCUCUCUCUCUCUCUCUCUCUCUCUCUCUCUCUCUCUUCUCUUGCUUCCUUUUCUUCUUCUUCUUCUUCUUCUUCUUCUUCUUCUUCUUCUUCUUCUUCUUCUUCUUCUUCUUCUUCUUCUUCUUCUUCCUCCUCCUCUAUCGCCGCAUCCUCGCAGCAUCUCUCGCCGCAUCCCUCACCACAUCCUUCACAGCAUCCCUCGCAGCAUCUCUCGCAGCACAUCCCUCAUCCUUCACAGCAAGCAUCUCUCGCAGCACGCAUCCUCACAGCAUCUUCUCAGCAUCUCUCUCCGCAUCCCUAUCCUUCACAGCAUCCCUCGCAGCAGCAUCUCCCUCGCAGCAUCUCUCGCCGCAUCUCUCGCCGCAUCCUUCACAGCAUCUCUCGCCGCAUCCCUCGCCGCAUCCUUCACAGCAUCCUCGCAGCAUCUCUCGCCGCAUCCUUCAUCCUCGCCGCAUCCUUCACAGCAUCCCUCGCAGCAUCUCUCGCCGCAUCCUUCACAGCAUCCCUCGCAGCAUCUCUCGCCGCAUCCCUCGCCGCAUCCUUCACAGCAUCCCUCGCAGCAUCUCUCGCCGCAUCCUUCACAGCAUCCCUCGCAGCAUCUCUCGCCGCAUCCUUCACAGCAUCCCUCGCAGCAUCUCUCGCCGCAUCCUUCACAGCAUCCCUCGCAGCAGCAUCUCUCGCCGCAUCCUUCACAGCAUCCUCGCAGCAUCGCCGCAUCCUUCACAGCAUCCCUCGCAGCAUCUCUCGCCGCAUCCUUCACAGCAUCCCUCGCAGCAUCUCUCGCCGCAAUCCUUCACAGCAUCCUCGCGCAGCAUCCUUCACAGCACAUCUUCGCCGCAUCCUUCACAGCAUCCCUCGCCGCAUCCUUCACAGCAUCCCUCGCAGCAUCUCUCUCGCAUCUCUCGCCAUCCUUCACAGCAUCCCCGCAGCAUCUCUCGCCGCAUCCCUCGCCGCAUCUCUCGCCGCAUCCUUCACAGCAUCCCUCGCAGCAUCUCUCGUCGCAUCUCUCGCCGCAUCCUUCACAGCAUCCCUCGCAGCAUCUCUCGCCGCAGCCGCAUCCUUCACAGCAUCCCUCGCAUCCCUCAGCAGCAUCUCUCGCCGCAUCCUUCACAGCAUCCCUCGCGCAUCCUUCACAGCAUCCCUCGCCGCAUCCUUCACAGCAUCCCUCGCAGCAUCUCUCGCCGCAUCCUUCACAGCAUCUCUCGCCGCAUCCUUCACAGCAUCCCUCGCCGCAUCCUCACGCAUCCCUCGCAGCAUCUCUCGCCGCAUCCCUCGCCGCAUCCUUCACAGCAUCCCUCGCGCCCUCGCCGCAUCCUUCACAGCAGCACAGCAUCGCCGCAUCCUCGCCGCAUCCUUCACAGCACAGCAUCUCUCGCCGCAUCCCUCGCCGCAGCAUCAGCAUCUCUCGCCGCAUCGCAGCAUCCCUCGCCGCAUCCUUCACAGCAUCCCUCGCAGCAUCCCUCGCCGCAUCCCUCGCAGUCCUCGCCGCAUCCAUCACAGCAUCCCUCGCCGCAUCCAGGCCCGUCAGGGAGAUGAAACGGAGCGGCGCGGGAUCUACUUGCCAAAGGCGGCUGCGCUGACCUCCUCCACCGAUGGCCGGGGUCGCUGUGUAACAAGAGAUGCAGUUCGGUUAAUUAAUGAUUCAGUGGAGGCAUCGUCCCAGUGCAAGAUCUUCCUUAUGGACUUCCUUAGAUCUUUCACAUCUUCAAGACGUUUGGCAGGUCCUUCAGUCGUCGUUUCGCUGAGGUCUUGUCACGAGCAGAAGAGUAAGUGCCUGGCUGUGUAUGCUGUCGUUGGUUCAAGAUAA